Alnus glutinosa is the source of this 2010-nucleotide messenger RNA. RefSeq names its product ferrochelatase-2, chloroplastic. NCBI's taxonomy places the organism in Eukaryota, Viridiplantae, Streptophyta, Magnoliopsida, Fagales, Betulaceae. The record is from RefSeq and is a predicted model, not a curated record. The transcript has 9 exons. The coding region runs from base 163 to 1641 and encodes 492 amino acids. Gene Ontology annotation, biological process: heme biosynthetic process. Gene Ontology annotation, molecular function: protoporphyrin ferrochelatase activity.
UCCCAAUAUUUAUGAGAAUUCGGUUCCCAUUUAUAAGGCACCUCUUCUUCUUCUUCUUUUAUAACGCGUUCUUUCUUGAUUGACAUUUAUUAAGGAUUCGAAACGCUUCGGGUUUUUAGGGUUUUUGUUAUUAAUAAAAAUACCUUUUCCGAUUUCGACGCCAUGUCCUCGACGUCAAUCUCCGGUGUUCUUCCCCAUACGAAGGUCUUCGGUUCGACGCUGUACAAAUCGGAUCAUAGAAUUCCAGCGUCAUGCUCCUAUACCAGAUCUCCCAUGUCUCUCUCAUGCCACAUAUCCCAGGGAUUAGAGGAUGUUGAUAAAUCUACAUCUAAAGCGUUAGUGAGUUCAUGUUCUGGCUCAAGUGAUAAAAGAAAUGGCUUGCUUGGGAGGUCAAGUCAUUGUAGCCCCAUUGAGAAGAGAAACCCAGUGGGGCAAACAUUUUGCUCUGUGGGAGUAUGCACGUCCGGUGAAGCUGAUAUAGGGUCUGAUUCACACAUUACGGAAGAGAAGGUUGGAGUGUUGCUUCUGAAUCUAGGAGGACCGGAGACACUUGAUGACGUUCAACCAUUCUUGUUCAAUCUAUUUGCAGAUCCAGAUAUCAUUCGUCUCCCAAGGUUGUUUCAGUUUGUUCGGCGACCAUUAGCGAAAUUAAUAUCUGUGUUUCGGGCUCCCAAAAGCAAAGAAGGGUAUGCUGCUAUAGGAGGUGGCUCUCCUUUGCGUAAAAUAACAGAUGAGCAGGGGCAUGCACUUAAAAUGGCUUUGGAAGCCAUGAACACGCCCGUAAAUGUCUACGUUGGAAUGCGGUAUUGGUACCCAUUCACCGAGGAAGCAAUUGAGCAAAUUAAGCGGGACAGGAUAACCAGGCUUGUUGUGCUGCCUUUGUAUCCCCAGUUCUCCAUCUCUACAACUGGAUCAAGCAUCCGUGUGCUCCAGAGUAUAUUCAGGCAAGAUGCAUAUCUAUCGGAGCUGCCUGUUUCUAUUAUAAAGUCCUGGUAUCAACGAGAAGGUUACCUUAAGUCAAUGGCUGAUUUGAUUGAGAAGGAGUUAAAGAGUUUUUUGAAGCCUGAGGAGGUUAUGAUACUCUUUAGUGCUCAUGGAGUACCAGUCAGUUAUGUUGAGGAAGCAGGAGAUCCAUACAAAGAUCAAAUGGAGGAGUGCAUCUACUUAAUCAUGCAAGAGCUGAAAGCUAGAGGAACUAACAAUGAACAUACACUUUGUUACCAGAGCCGAGUUGGUCCUAUAAAAUGGUUGAAGCCCUACACCGACGAAGUUCUUGUUGAGCUUGGCCAGAAAGGUGUGAAAAGUCUCCUAGCUGUUCCAGUGAGCUUUGUGAGUGAGCACAUAGAGACUCUUGAAGAGAUUGAUGUGGAGUACAAGGACUUGGCUCUUGAAUCUGGAAUUGAAAACUGGGGUCGUGUCCCUGCCCUUGGAUGCACCUCUUCUUUCAUCACGGAUCUGGCAGAUGCUGUAAUAGAAGCUCUACCAUCAGCAACAGCCAUGUCAACGUCAAGGAGCAUCUCCAAAGCAGUUGAGCAUGACCCAAUGCAAUAUGCUAUCAAAAUGUUCUUUGGUUCCAUCUUGGCAUUUGUCUUGCUUUUGUCACCAAAAGCGUUAAUGGCGUUUAGGAACCGCCUCUUUUGAAGGAUAUCAAAAUACAGGAAUUUAUAUAGUAUCUUGUAGAUGCUGGAGUUACAGAGAAGAAAAGUUUAAACAAGGUAACAGAAAGUGUUAUGAGGUAUUGAGGCAUUCUCUUGGUUUCGUUUUCCACGGUUUUACUUUUUUACCCAAAACUACACGAAGAGAGGAUUCUUGAACUGCAAGUUUUGUAAGAAGGGCAUAGUUGUGAUAAGUGAAACUUCAUUUUGCAAUUUUUUUUUCCCCAUGAUUUCUGUUCUUCUGGGAAAACAUGUAUCUAUCACUAUUAUCAGUUGAAUGUAAAGCAUUAGUGCAUCAAUGUUCUUAAUGUAAGGGCAUCACUAGUGGAUAUAAUGGAGUACUUUUAAGUUUUAA